CCCCACAAACACCUCUGUCUUGCACAACUGUUGUCCCCUUCUUCUCCACUUUACACUUUUAUCAGUCUUCUCCAUUUCUCCUUCCACAAACCCUCAAAACCCUCGAAUUCUCUGUUCCCAUUUCAAAUUUCUUACCGUUAACUGCAUCUUCUUCAACCUCACAAAAAACCCAGAAAAAUCUGUCAAAACCCAGAAAGUUUCUGCUCAAGUUAACAAACACCCACCAAAUAAACCAAACUUUUUACUUUCUGGGUUUUCCUCACUCAAAUUUGAACCAAAAAAAGAUGCCAAACUCAAACCCCACUUCAAAUCAACUCCUUUUCACACUAUUCAUCCUAACAAUCAUCUCAAUUCCAUCAAUUAUCACCUCAAAAUCAACCAUUGAACCCUGCUCAAACUCAGACUCCUGCAAUGCAAUGCUAGGUUACACUCUCUACACAGACCUCAAAGUUUCCGAAGUUGCUUCCCUCUUCGGAAUCGACCCAAUCUCUCUCCUAACAGCAAACUCAGUCGACAUUUCAAUCCCAGAUGUCGAAAACCACAUUUUACCCUCACAACUAUUCCUCAGAAUCCCAAUUAGUUGCUCCUGUGUUGAUGGAAUCAGAAAAUCAGUCUCUACCCAUUACAAAACCAGGCCUUCUGAUUCAAUAACCUCGAUUUCUGACACCAUUUAUGGGGGUUUAGUUUCUGCUGAUCAGCUUAAAGAAGCUAACUCCAUUACUGAUUCUUCUGUUCUUGAUGUUGGACAGAGUUUGGUUGUGCCUUUGCCUUGUACUUGUUUUAAUAAUACUGAUAACUCUUUGCCUGCUAUCUAUUUGUCAUAUGUUGUUCAGCCUGUUGAUACAUUGGUUGGUAUUGCGGCGAUGUAUCGGAAUACUAUUACUGAUUUGAUGAAUGUUAAUGCUAUGGGAAGUACUGCUAUUUUUCCUGGGGAUAUACUUUCUGUGCCAUUGUCUGCGUGCGCAUCGAACUUUCCGAGUUCUGCUUCUGAUUAUGGCUUGAUUGUUCCAAAUGGAAGUUAUGCAAUCUCAGCAAGUCACUGUGUACAGUGCAGUUGCGGCCCAGGGAGCCGCAAUCUGUAUUGCAUGCCAGCAUCAUUGGCAGUAUCUUGUUCAAGUAUGCAAUGCGCUGGUAGCAACCUUAUGCUUGGGAAUUCUACUAUUCAACAAAGCAGUGCUGGUUGCAAUGUGACUUCUUGUAAUUACAAUGGUUACGCAAAUGGCACGAUUCUUACAACGUUGUCAACAUCCCUUCAACCUCGCUGCCCAGGCCCUCAGCAAUUCCCUGCAGUAACUCCACCUCCAACUACAGCUACCCGUGACUCCAUUUACGCCCCGGCAUCCGCUCCAUCACCAUCACCCUUACACGCAGGAGGAACUAUGAUACCCGGAUCCGGAACCGCGGGCUUGCCCCCGUUAGGUUCGCUUCCAGGAAGCGGGCCCGUUGCAAGCUUCGGGGGUUCCACCUCAGCUUCCUCUUUGGUAAACCCAUUUGCUGCCGCCUCCCACGUCACGGUUGCUUUAUGUGUGCUCCUCGUGGCUCGCCAAGGGUUCUAAUGUUCUGGUCAGGUUGGACUUGUUUGUUGUAUCUAUGUGACCUAAUUUUAAACAAUUACUAAUUCUUGGAUGCUUAAUUGGUGAGUUUUUUUUUGGGUAUUAUUAGUAGAGAAUUUGGUUAAACUCAUCAUGUAAUGUGAUCUUUGUUCAAUGACAAAACUGGGUUUCUGCAA
Molecule: messenger RNA, 1729 nt
Organism: Spinacia oleracea (spinach)
Lineage: Eukaryota; Viridiplantae; Streptophyta; Magnoliopsida; Caryophyllales; Amaranthaceae
Product: lysM domain-containing GPI-anchored protein 1
Exons: 5
Coding region: 285-1556 (423 amino acids)
Source: RefSeq, a predicted model, not a curated record